Hyla sarda is the source of this 1917-nucleotide messenger RNA. Its product is annotated as embryonic protein UVS.2-like. The coding region runs from base 1 to 1716 and encodes 571 amino acids. Lineage: Eukaryota; Metazoa; Chordata; Amphibia; Anura; Hylidae. Gene Ontology annotation, biological process: proteolysis. Gene Ontology annotation, molecular function: zinc ion binding; metalloendopeptidase activity. The transcript is spliced from 12 exons. The record is from RefSeq and is a predicted model, not a curated record.
AUGGGGAAAUCUAAGGCAAAGAAGGCAGAUAAAGACGCCAACAUCCCUCCAAUGGACUUUCAACCCAUCUCUGCUUAUUUCUAUUUUGUCGGGGAGACUUUCAAGCUGAACAAUGCUGCAGGACAUGCCAACAUGGCACUGUAUACCUCUCCUGAGUCUGACUCUUGUCCCCUGGCACUGGAACUGAAGGAAAUAGGAACUAUAUUUUGUAGCCAGGUGACCCCUGCAAAAGUAAGCACCGGUAAAAUUACACCCUCCUCUGCAGCUUCUGCUGAUACCCGAGCCAAUAAAGUGCCAACACAGAGACUCCUUACAGAAUCUGAAAGUACCACACCUACUUUGCCUCUAGUAACAUCAUCAUUAGAGGCGGAGCUACAGGAGGGCCGGCAGGAGAUUGAAAAUACCUGGGCUUUACGGAAAGAUGACAUGCUGAUAAUGCCUGGACGCAGUGCUAUGAAAUGUACACAAUGCCUGUGGCCCAAGGCUGAAAAUGGAAUGGUUGUUUUGCCCUACUCUUUUUCCUCAAAUUAUAGUGAUUGGGAGCUAAACUUAUUUAAGACUUCCUUUGAGGAAUAUGAAACACUUACCUGUGUGAGGCUUGUGCCCCGGACAACAGAGAAAGACUUCCUCAACAUAAUGUCUUCACAGGGGUGUGCAGCAUCUGUGGGACGAAUAGGUGGAGGUCAGAUGGUUGGAGUAGACUCAGCUGGUUGCAUGUACAGAGGAAUUAUACAGCAUGAGAUAAACCAUGCCCUGGGCUUCUACCAUGAACAUACGAGAAGUGACCGUGAUGACUAUGUCACCAUCAUGUACCAGUAUAUCUCACCAGGUGACGCUCCAAAUUUUGACAAAGCAAACACCAAUAAUCUUGGUCUGGAGUAUGACUAUGGAUCAGUGAUGCAUUAUGACAACUAUGCGUUCAGUAACACUUCAGGACAACCCACCAUUGUGCCCAAACCUGACCCAAAUGUCCCAAUUGGACAAAGAGAUGGAAUAAGCCCUAUAGAUAUGUUGAAGAUCAACAAACUCUAUCAAUGUGAUGUUUGUGCAAAUUUACUGAAUAAUAACAGUGGAAACCUGACCUCAGUCAACUACCCAUCAGCCUACCCAAAUAAUGCCAGCUGUGUCUGGCUCAUAAGAACACCAUCACAACAGGUUACAUUGAACUUCAUGGCAUUUGAUGUCCAGUCAUCUCCUGAUUGUAUGUCGGACUAUAUUAGGAUUUAUAAUGGACCCACUAAGAAUUAUCCUCUGUUAUUGGACAGAACCUGCGGGUCUGGGUUGAUUCCUCCAAUUAUUGGAUCUACUAACCAACUAUUGGUUGAGUUUUCCAGUGAUAGCAGUGUUACUGGGGUUGGCUUCAACGCUGUAUACAGCACAGUGCAAUGUGGUGGAACCUUCUAUAUGCCCCAAGGAUCCUUUACUUCCCCCGGUUAUCCCAAUAACUAUGGCCCAAAUCUGAACUGCGUCUACACAAUCGCGGCUCCUGCUGGCAAGACGAUUUCCCUGAGCUUCAGUGAUUUCCAUCUGGAGGAUAGUUCUUUCUGCAUACAUGACAACAUAAGGUGGCUGGAUGGGACGGUCUCAAAAGGUCCAUUCUGUGGUGACCGUAACCCAUUUGUCAUUAACACUAAGUCCAAUACCAUGAAGCUGACCUUUCGUAGCGAUGGAUCCAAUGAGAAGAAAGGAUUCACAGCGUCAUAUACAUUUAUAUAACGGAAGGUCUCUAGACCCCGGAAAAAAACAUUUAUCUCCUACAGUUGAUUGAAGAAAUGACUGGACACUCCUAAGAAUAAACCUAUGGAAUAUUCGUCUGGAUUUCCUUUUACUUUAGUAAAUUGAAGUUUAAAUUAACCUAGAGAUUAAGAAUUGAUUCCAAAUGAUUUCUUAGUUACUUAUACACGUGUGUUGUUUAAC